ACGGCGAACCCGCACAAGCAACCCCCCACCCCACCCCCGCCGCGGCCGCUACAAAGCGCCGCCAUUCCCGCACGCCACCGCCACCGCCACCUCCCUCCCCCACCUCCGUCGCGCGCGUGCCCGGCGGCAGCACAGCAGCGGGAGACCACCGCGCCACAUCCCGAGGCGCGCGCAUUUCCCCAGCAUGCGCCCGGAUCCCGACGCCACCCCGCCCCAAGUCAAACCCACCGACGCGCGCCCGCCUGCCUAAAACUCCACCCCGAGGCUCGCGCUGCGCGGCCACCAGGCAGAUCGACCCUUCCCUCCCCUCCCCUCCCCCACGCCGACGCGCGCGGAGCGGAGCGGACGGACGGGAGCGCUGGAUCCCGCGGAGGAUCUAGAGGCGGUCAAGCAGCCGUCGCCCCCCGGCCCCGGGGGCCGCAUCCGCUACCGCACGCCCUCCUUGCCCGACCUCCACCUCCUGCCCGCCGACAAGAUGCGCCGCUACUCGCAGCUGCCGGGGGCCGGCCGCCAGGACACGCUCGCCGACCGCGUGCACCGCUACCGCGGGGUGCUGCUCGUCGUGCUCGCGCCCCUCGCCCUCGUCUCGCUCGUGCUCCUGCUCAUGCCGCGCGCGCCCUCCGGGGCCGCCCAGAGGCCCCUCGGAGGAGGAGGGGCCGCCGCCGUCGCCGCCGGGGACAAGAAGUACGCCGUCAUAUUCGACGCCGGCAGCUCCGGCAGCCGCGUCCACGUCUUCUGCUUCGACGGCAACCUGGAUCUGGUCCACAUUGGCACCGACAUCGAGCUUUUCGUCCAGAAAAAGCCUGGACUUAGCGCGUUCGCCAAUGACCCGCGCGAGGCUGCUCAAUCGCUCGUCUCUCUCAUUGAGAAGGCCAAGGAAGUGGUUCCGGCCGAAUUGCGCGACCAGACGCCGGUCAGAGUUGGGGCCACCGCAGGCUUAAGAGCGUUGGGAGCAGGAAAAUCCGAAGAGAUAUUGCAAGCGGUUAGGGAUCUUCUUCGUGAAAAGAGUUCAUUUAAGAACCAGCCGGAUUGGGUUACAGUUCUUGAUGGAACCCAGGAAGGUGCAUAUGAAUGGGUUACCAUUAAUUAUCUGUUGGGAAAACUGGGAAAGACGUAUGCAGACACAGUUGGUGUGGUUGACCUUGGCGGUGGAUCUGUCCAAAUGGCGUAUGCUAUCCCAGAGAAGGAUGCUGAAAAGGCUCCUAAACCGGCAGAUGGUGAAGAAUCAUACGUGAAAAAGCUUUUCCUUAAAGGGACAACAUAUCAUCUUUAUGUCCACAGUUAUUUGCGCUAUGGAUUGCUGGCUGCUAGAGCAGAGAUCUUAAAAGCUGGCAAUGCCAAUGGUUACAGCAACUGUGUAUUGGCUGGACACCAGGGGCAAUAUAAGUAUGGUGGAAAUACAUUUGAAGCAUCGGCUGCACCUUCUGGCAGUAGUUUCUCGGAAUGCAGGGCUGAUGUUGUGAAAGCUCUUAAAGUAGACGAAGCAUGCACUCACAUGAAAUGUUCCUUCGGUGGUAUUUGGAAUGGUGGUGGUGGUGCUGGACAGAAGAAUCUCUUUGUAGCAUCGUUUUUCUUUGACAGGGCAGCUGAGGCUGGUUUCAUUAACUCCAAUGCGGCCGUUGCCAAGGUCAAACCCUCUGACUUUGAGGAAGCUGCCAAGCGUGCUUGUAAAUUGAACGUGAACGACGCCCAAUCUAGCUACCCUGCUGUCCAGAAGGAUAACGUUCCAUACAUUUGCAUGGAUCUUGUUUACCAGUACACCCUGCUUGUGGAUGGAUUUGGUGUUGAUCCCCAACAGGAGAUGACAUUGGUAAAGAAGGUUCCUUACAGCGACGCGUUCGUUGAAGCAGCAUGGCCGCUCGGAAGCGCCAUCGAGGUUGCAUCUUCAUCAUAGGCAGCACCAGUGUAGCUACAACGGAAGCAUCAACGUGGGAGCGUGGGCGUGACCACCGUAGGAGAAGUUUUGAAUUUAGGGGUAGCCGGUUCUUGUCUGUGCAUCCCCUGAAGUCGCCAUUUUGUCACCCGGUCAGUUCAUCCAGCCUCCCCUCCCCAUACAGUAUAGGUUCAUACGCAAGGACACAAGGAUUACGGCAUCAAUUGUACUGCAGCCAGACGCCAUUGGAAGGCGCAUUAUUAUUUUUGUACUGAUGAUGAUGAGAGUAGGACGAGAGCAUUCCAUUCUUUCUGACUUCCACUUGAGAUGGGCAUAAACACAUUCUUCACUUACCGUAAAUGCAUUGUUCGUUGCCUUA
Messenger RNA from Hordeum vulgare subsp. vulgare (domesticated barley), 2252 nucleotides. Its product is annotated as probable apyrase 2. The transcript is spliced from 9 exons. Gene Ontology annotation, biological process: nucleoside diphosphate catabolic process. Bases 476 to 1894 code for a protein of 472 amino acids. Gene Ontology annotation, molecular function: nucleoside diphosphate phosphatase activity. NCBI's taxonomy places the organism in Eukaryota, Viridiplantae, Streptophyta, Magnoliopsida, Poales, Poaceae. The record is from RefSeq and is a predicted model, not a curated record. Gene Ontology annotation, cellular component: membrane.